Branchiostoma floridae (Florida lancelet) is the source of this 750-nucleotide messenger RNA. Its product is annotated as collagen alpha-4(IV) chain-like. The record is from RefSeq and is a predicted model, not a curated record. The coding region runs from base 1 to 750 and encodes 249 amino acids. The transcript is spliced from 4 exons. NCBI's taxonomy places the organism in Eukaryota, Metazoa, Chordata, Leptocardii, Amphioxiformes, Branchiostomatidae.
AUGUCUGGGCGGCAGCAGCAGGCCCACACACGCCAGGGCGGAGUGCACAUGGCAACUCUUUUUAGGGACCUUGGCGACCUUCAGGCACGUGUGAUUGAACUGGAAGGGAUCAACUCAAAAACUGGGCAUGGCUCACCGGAACGCCAGAAAGGUGGAUGCAAGUGUAUCGGAUCCCCCGGGCCCCCGGGGAAGGUGGGGCCCGUGGGAACGGCUGGCCGCCCGGGGAAGGACGGGUCUCCUGGACCAGGUGGGCCAGGUAUCCCCGGCCCUAUCGGUCCUCCUGGGCUAGCUGGGCCUCCGGGUAAAAGGGGACCGGUGGGGCCGGCUGGCCGCCCGGGGAAAGACGGCCGCGGGCCUACUGGAUCAGUUGGGCCAGGUAUCCCCGGCCCUAUCGGUCCUCCAGGGCUAGCUGGGCCUCCGGGUAAAAGGGGACCGGUGGGGCCGGCUGGCCGCCCGGGGAAAGACGGCCGCGGGCCUACUGGAUCAGUUGGGCCAGGUAUCCCCGGCCCUAUCGGUCCUCCAGGGCUAGCUGGGCCUCCGGGUAAAAGGGGAUCGCUUGUCCUGGGGGCUAUAACGCGUUCCGUGGAAACUGCUUCAAGAUCUUCUUCAACAAGAAGACCUUCGCUGGAGCAGCCGAAGCCUGUCGUGACGAAGGCGGCCACCUCGCCAUGCCCCGCGACGCUGAGACCAACAAGUACCUGCGCAACCAACUGGACAAGCGCCGCUUUGGCUACUGCUGGAUUGGCCUGA